Messenger RNA from Alosa alosa (allis shad), 2322 nucleotides. It is a transcript of the gene slc5a8, whose product is annotated as solute carrier family 5 member 8. Gene Ontology annotation, cellular component: membrane. Gene Ontology annotation, molecular function: organic acid:sodium symporter activity. The transcript is spliced from 15 exons. Bases 445 to 2322 code for a protein of 625 amino acids. The record is from RefSeq and is a predicted model, not a curated record. Gene Ontology annotation, biological process: sodium ion transport; propanoate transmembrane transport. NCBI's taxonomy places the organism in Eukaryota, Metazoa, Chordata, Actinopteri, Clupeiformes, Clupeidae.
AGUGUUGCGGAGUGUGUUGACAGGGCUCUCUCUUAUCUCCUGGACCUAGAGGAGAACAAUCGCCACUCUUGAGAACCCGCUGAGCCGAGCUACCUGCCAGGAAUGCCAUAGCCUCUGCAGUGCACAAAGGAGAGGAUUCACACACACACACACACACACACACACACACACACACACACACACACACACACACACACACACACGCAGACAUCACGUUACUUACUUUCAGAGCACAGAUUAGGGGCUAGAUCAUCCACCUGAGGCUACCACCUGAAGUUGGCUCACUGGACCAGGCUGGACGUAGAGGUUCCUUCAGCACCGUUGGGGCUUACUGGGACACACUAAAACAGCGGCAAUCUCUGCUGGGGAGGGACUGAGUCUAUUGGUCUGCAGAGAAUAGAAAUACAUUAGAAUUCAUUAGAGUUGGUUAGAGUUGAAUUGAGGAUGGACGCCUCGUCCCCCAUUGGCUUCUUCAGCGUGUGGGACUACGCGGUCUUCGCCUUGAUGCUCCUCGUCUCCGCAGCGAUCGGCGUCUUCUACGCCUACGUGGACCACGGGCCCCAGAGCUCGGGGGACUUCCUGAUGGCCGGGCGCAGCAUGACGGCCGUUCCCGUGGCGAUGUCGCUGUCGGCCAGCUUCAUGUCGGCUAUCACGGUGCUGUCCACGCCGGCGGAGAUCUACCGCUUCGGCGCCCUGUACUGCUACUACGGCCUGUCCUUCGUGCUGACCGUGCUGGUCUGCUCCGAGGUGUUUGUGCCCGUCUACUACAGGCUCGGAAUCACCAGCACCUACGAGUACCUGGAGAUGCGCUUCAACAGAGCAGCGCGUCUGUGUGGAACGGCCUUGUUCGUCUUGCAGACGAUUCUCUACACUGGGAUUGUCAUCUAUGUCCCAGCACUGGCACUCAACCAAGUGACUGGCUUUGACCUGUGGGGGGCAGUCAUAGCUACAGGAGUAGUGUGCACCUUCUACUGCACUCUGGGCGGGCUCAAGGCGGUGGUAUGGACAGAUGUGCUCCAGGUGGGCAUCAUGGUGGCCGGUUUGCUUGCGGUCAUCCUCAAAUCAGUGGUGCGGCAGGGCGGCAUGGCGACCAUCUUGAAUGACGCGGCGGAGGGGGGACGACUUGAGAUCUGGGACUUUGACCCAAACCCACUAAGACGACACACCUUUUGGACCAUCACAUUUGGUGGAGCGCUUGUGUACAUAGGCAUCUAUGGCACCAACCAGGCCCAAGUGCAGAGAUACGUCUCCUGCAAGACCCUGGCCCAUGCCAAAAUGUCCCUGUAUGUGAACCUGAUUGGCCUGUGGGUGAUCCUGCUGUGUUCGGUGCUUGCUGGCUUGUGCCUCUACUCCGUCUACAAGCACUGCGACCCCUGGACCAGCGGAUCUGUCUCCUCAGCAGACCAGCUGAUGCCGUACCUAGUGAUGGAUAUCUUACGGGAGCAUCCCGGUCUUCCCGGACUGUUUGUGGCUGCCGCAUAUAGUGGCACUCUGAGCACAGUCUCCUCCAGUAUCAAUGCACUGGCCGCCGUAACAGUGGAGGACUUGGUGAAGCCGUACAGCAACCUGACCGAGAAACAGCUCUCCCGUCUCUCUAAAGCCCUCAGCCUGGUGUAUGGGGCAUUGUGCAUUGGAAUGGCAGGAUUAGCCUCUAUUGUGGAUAGCCUUUUACAGGUGGCGGCCAGUAUCUUUGGUGUGGUGGGAGGGCCUCUGCUGGGUCUGUUCAUGCUGGGCAUUCUGUGCCCUUUUGCCAAUGCCACGGGUGGCCUGGCAGGCCUGUUCUGUGGGCUUGUGCUGUCUCUGUGGGUUGGCAUCGGUGCCCAGCUGUACCCGCCGAUGCCCUCCCUGAGCCGUCCGCUGGCGCUGGCCACCUACGGUUGCAAUGGCACGGUGGGCAUCCUCCUCAACAGCACCAUCAGUGCCAGCGUGAGCGCCAGCUCUCUGCCGCUGGGCAACUUCUCCAGCGAUCUCCUCAACGCCAACCACAGCGGUCCUGCGUUAGUGGACAGCUGGUACUCGGUGUCCUACCUCUACUUUAGUCCCAUCGGCACACUCACUGCACUCGCCGUCGGUGUCAUCGUCAGCCUGCUGGCAGGAAACAGGAAAUGCAAAUCUUCAGCAGGAUUAACCCUGUGCAAGGAGGACCUCACACUGUACUGUCUACUGAGAAUCCUGAAAGAGAAGGUGACUCCCAGUGCAGGUAAACUGGACCUCAGCAGAGAGUCGGAGGUUAAGGAGAAAUUUGGCCAGCACAACCCCGCCUUCUGCACCGUGGAGCUGAGCACUACAUCAUAUGGCAAGACACAGGGGCCUUCUACGUAG